UUAAAAGCUCUUUUAAAAACACAAUGGCGGCAGAUGAUACACCCUGCUCAGAGUUUAUAAACUGGGAGGUUGACUCUUCAAUUUGUAAUGGAUUCAAACAGGAGAAGCAACUUUCUGCCCCACAAAGGAGAUACUACAGCUUCUGCAGGAGAAAGUCAUUUGCUGCCUUUGUGGCAUCCAAGAAGGACAGUAGUCACGAGGAAGGAAGCCCUUUGUGGUGCUGCUGCGGCCAGACGUUCAUCGAGCACGCCGCCAUUCACAAACACGUGGCCAGAGUGCACAAUGCUGAAAUACAGCAGCUCGCACAAGACGAGUAUGAGCAUUUGUUUAACCAACUGGAAGAAGAGCCCGAAGCAGCGCAGGUGAAUGAGCACAGUGGAGAAACGGUGGACGUCUCUGUGUGGAUUCCCGAUAUCAGCCACAUCUGUGAGGAGCAACUUAAAAACGGUCCAGGCAGGGUUCUGCUUUACUAUCACUACUGUCGCGUCGAGGAGCCACAUGUCAUCUGUGCUUGGCAGAAAGCUCUGUGUGAGAAGCUCCACUUAACGGGCAAGUUGAGGGUGGCGACUGAAGGCAUCAACGGAACAGUUGGUGGCACAAACUUGGCCACUGACAUUUACAUAGAAGCAAUGCGUUCACAUCCGCUGUUCGAGAUGGAUGAGGAGGAUUUUAAGACCAGUGACGGUGGCGCAGAGUGUUUUACAGAGUUGAAGGUUGGGGUCUACAAGGAGAUUGUCCCAAUGGGAGUGGACCCAGAUCUUAUAUCUUACCAGCUGGCAGGAGUUCAUCUGGAGCCCGACGAGUUUCAUAAAGAAGUGGAGGCUCUUCUGACUAAAGGAGAUUUAUGCAAUGACACCGUCCUCCUGGACUGCCGCAACUAUUAUGAGAGUAAAAUUGGGCAGUUCACUCAGUGCCUGGCGCCAAAUAUCCGUAAGUUCAGCUACUUCCCAGACUACGUGGACCAGAACCUUGAGCUGUUCAGAGACAAGAAGGUUCUGAUGUACUGCACAGGAGGGAUCCGCUGUGAGCGUGGCUCCGCCUACCUCCGCUCCAAAGAUGUGUGUAAGGAGGUUUACCAGCUGAAAGGUGGAAUUCAUAAGUACCUGGAGCGUUUCCCCGAGGGGUUCUAUCGUGGAAAGCUUUUUGUGUUUGAUGAACGCUACGCCAUCUCCUCAAACAGUGACAUCAUCUCAGAUUGCAGGUACUGCGGCCAUCCGUGGGACCAGUACAAGCUCUGCUCCACCCAGUACUGCUGCCAGCUGGUUCUGUCCUGUCCAAGCUGCAGACAGGACGGCCACACCGCUUGCUGCCCCACGUGCCAGACCAAAGGUCAGGCUCAGUCCGAGGAGACCUCACAUCACAAAGAGGAGUGCGAGUGCACUGACGUACGCCCCAGAAUCCCUCAGGAUGUGUAAAAUGAUUAGAUUUCAGUGCUUAAAAAUAACAUAAACAUAGUGUAAAAUGUGUGUGACAGAUUUUCAAAAUAGGAAUUUUUAUACUAAUGCAUGUGGGAAAUUAAGUCAGAUACAUUUUAACUAAUGAAAAUCUAUUGAAGAAAUUGAAGAAAAUAUCUGCUGAAUCUGUUUUUAUCAUGUGAAUAUUGUGAACAUUUUGUCACUAAUGAAAGCUCAACUUCAACUUAUUGUAUGUAUAAAUGUUUCUGUUUCGUACUUUUAAACUGUGACAUAUA
Pundamilia nyererei is the source of this 1690-nucleotide messenger RNA. RefSeq names its product thiosulfate sulfurtransferase like domain containing 2 (gene tstd2). Bases 24 to 1415 code for a protein of 463 amino acids. NCBI's taxonomy places the organism in Eukaryota, Metazoa, Chordata, Actinopteri, Cichliformes, Cichlidae. The transcript is spliced from 9 exons. The record is from RefSeq and is a predicted model, not a curated record.